AAAGCGUAUGAAAUCUUUAAAAAGUAUAACUUAAAAACAAAACACGUCUUUGUAAGGUCGCGACUUCACGCUCCAGUCAGUCGGUGGCUCCGUGUCGACCGCUGCAAUUGACUUACUUUUUAUUACAAUAGUUGAGUGACAAGGGAAUACAUAGGAAGAUGUUUCGUUACCUCCUCAUAGUCUUACUACAGCUGGAGUUGCUCCGAGGCAGCAACGUCUCCAAUGAGCUUGCGGACGAGGAACUGGUCCUAUCUUUUGUGGUUAGUCGGCAUGGAGAAAGAGCACCAGAUUCUGAUGAAUUGGCUCUGUCAGAUCAGCAGGAAAAGUUGAGAAAAUUGACAUACAUCGAAGGUUUAGAAGGACUGACUAACGCUGGUAAACGUCGGGCCUAUCAAAUCGGUAAAUUCAUUCGCCAACGCUACGGACACGAGGGCUAUGGACUGCUGCCCAAAAUAUAUAUGCCAAGCGAAGUAGAAAUCAGAAGUACUGAUAAAGACAGGACGAAGAUGACCGCACAGAUCGCGAUGGCAGCUGUCUUCCCUCCAGAGCCUGAAGAACAGUGGGACGAAGGUUUGGGAAGAGUCUGGCAGCCGGUUCCUUACACAGCCAUACCUCUGUCAGAGGAUUAUUUGCGCUAUUAUGCAAACUGUCAGAAAUUCAAGGACCUCAUGGCUAUAGCUAAGAAAAAGGCCGUGUUGGAAGAAUUCCAUCAAUUCCAGGACAUGGUGUCACUAAUUUUGAAGGAGACAGGAAAAGACUUCAGCGAGGACCCGCUCCAGUUUCAGACCAUAUUUGAUCUGUUUAAAAGCACGGUCAGUUUAGGAUUAGACAUUCCGGAAUGGGCGAAACCUUUACUACCCGAGCUAGGUGAAGCAGCUAGGUUAGCUUACCGGCUCUACUAUAAGACUGAUGAAAUGAAGAAAAUUGGGGGUGGAGUUCUGCUCAACGAUUUCAUCGAAGCAGCAAAAAAGAUAUCAUCGGGUGAGCCGAUGAAGAAACGUUUCCGAAUGUUCUCCGGACAUGACUUCAAUAUCGGCUCACUGAUGGAGGUCACUAAGGUCAUCAGACACGAACAGAGCAACCCCGAGUAUGGUGCACUGUUCGCCUUAGAGCUGUACAAGUCAAAGAGGACCGGGGAAUAUUCAGUUGUGCCUAUCUAUUUACCUCGAGCUGGAGCAUCGUCAGUCCAAGUUCUUCACUUCAGUUUCUGUGAGAACACACCCCACUGCAGCUUGGAGAAGUUCAUUGAAAAUACUAAGGAGUUUGUCCUACCAGAAAAAGACUUCUACAACAUCUGUACCAUCAAAACUGAACUGUGAUACAAUGUGAUAUUAAACUAAUGAUGCAUAGUAAGGAAGGUAUUUAAGUUUCAUAAUAUAAUCAUCAAUUAGGGCCAACGAAACAAGAUAUUUUUGUAAAUAUCUUUUUUUACUCCAAUAUCUACUGUGAAACGUGUUCUUAAAAUGAUCCAAUAAAACCAAGGCAUGCGGUGUAACUUUCAUUAAAAGGAUUACACUCGCACUCGACGGAUUAAAACGAUAUUUUAAUAAUUAAUAUGGGAGUUUUUAAUUAAUUUUUUAAAGCCAUCGCUCAUUUUGCCGUUUCACAAAAAUUACGAUUUACUUUUAAUGUCUGUAGUUAGUUCGUUUGAUGUAUUUGACGUCAAUUAAAAAGUUUUGUUCAUCCAGAAUGUACCAUGUUUGGAUUUUAUUUUGAUACUCGUUGGUCUUAUCCUUUACAUAGCGACUGCCUGAUGCUUAACUGUCCCUGGAUUGUAUGUGUUUUAAGAAGUGUAAGAUAUCGACAUUGAAAUAUAAUAAUGUCAUAUUUUGUUAAUAGGACUUAUAAAGCAUUUGGAUUAAAAUAUAAGGAAAGGCUCUGUUUUGUGUGAUAAUUAUUUGUUUUGUAAUAAUAUUGUACUGAGAGCGUCGGCCAUGUUAAUAACUGAUGCAUUUUCUCUGUAAUAGUUGAUAGUUUUGAUGAUAUUAUAAACUUUUGUAUUUUUA
This is a messenger RNA of Danaus plexippus (monarch butterfly), 2006 nucleotides long. RefSeq names its product venom acid phosphatase Acph-1-like. The coding region runs from base 159 to 1319 and encodes 386 amino acids. The transcript has 8 exons. NCBI's taxonomy places the organism in Eukaryota, Metazoa, Arthropoda, Insecta, Lepidoptera, Nymphalidae. Gene Ontology annotation, molecular function: phosphatase activity. The record is from RefSeq and is a predicted model, not a curated record. Gene Ontology annotation, biological process: dephosphorylation.